Messenger RNA from Diversispora eburnea, 287 nucleotides. Lineage: Eukaryota; Fungi; Glomeromycota; Glomeromycetes; Diversisporales; Diversisporaceae. The record is from the annotation of a GenBank genome assembly.
UACCAGAAGCUAGAGUUAUGUUUUUACAUAAUCAUUUAUUUUCUAAUGGCUUAUAUAAUGGAUCAAUUGAAGUUGUACUGGAAAUUUUUGAUGAAGAAAAUAUAAUAGUUGCAUUUCCAUUAGCACAGGAAAUUUCUUGUGAGAAAUUAUCGAAUGUAAAUGAUGUGAAACAUAAAACUGGCACUUCUUCUAUUUCAUCCAAUUCAUCCAUUACUUCAUCUUCUCCUGUUACUUCAUCACCAUCUACUCUCCUAAGACUCACUUUGACGAUUAUUUUUAAUUUUUAA